AUGUAUGAAGGACAGUCAUGCAGGACCAAGGGGUGGAGUGGGGAAAGGGUGAUACAGGAGGAGCAUACAUUAGGAAAAGGGGUGGGGAAUAUAGCAGAGGGUAGUUACAGAGGGGAACAGGUUGAGCUGUCAUUCAGCACCAGGAAUAGAAAAGGGCCUGCAAACCACAGCCCUGCUCCCUCAAGCCGAGCCCCAAAGUCUGGAAUUCCACCUCGCUAUUUUGAGUCUCCCCUGCCAACUCGGCGGCAACAGAGUCUUCUCAGAGCACAGAACUUACAAAAAGAGAGCAAGAUUGGUGCCAAGAAGGUUCGUUCAACUUCUCAAAGCCUUCAAAGUGGUGCUCGUCGUCUUUCUUCAGAAUGUACUAGCGAGACUUCCAGUAUGGGAAGUGAAUUUGAUGAUGCAGACAGUGAGGUGAAGUGGUUCACAGACCAGGCCUUCAGGAGCCUAUCUAGCCCUCAGGUGGACUAUUUGGAUGUCUACAGCUCUAGCUGCGGGUCAUCUAUAAAUGUUUCACAGCCUUCUACAAUGGACAGUCCAGGUUCUGCUACAUGGAUUUCCUACACAGAUUUGCACGACAUGCUACAGGAAAAUGAUGAUGUUUUAUGUCGUACUUCUUCAUUUUUACCCCACGGUACACUAGACCCAGCAAAGCAUUUUGAGAUGGGUAGUUUUGAAUGCGUUGAUGUAGCAGUGGAGAGCAAGGAGGAAACCAGUAGUGGAAAAAGGACAGUCCCAAAAAGACGGAUCCAAUUUAAGAGGCACAACUUUGAUGAACAAGAGUCUCCUGAGAAUGAAGGAAAAGCUAUGGAUUCACUGUCCACACAGACCUGUUCAAGGGACACAUUUGUUUGUCAACAUAGUACCCCAGCAUCAAUGCAGGAAGAUCUGGUUCAAGGUGAACAUGAAAUUCAAGCUGGUAAGAAGAUGCUCCAGAAGUCUACAUAUUUAGAUGAAAGUUCACCCAAGAGUAAAAUGGCUUCCAGCAUUAUCAAAAACGUUCUUUCAAAGAAAAUGGAUACUGCUACCAAAGAAUAUUCAAGAAGUGAACCAUGUGAGAAUAAAAACAAACACAUUGAAACUCUCUCUGGAGGGGAUUCAAGCAAUGCAGAAGGGCAGAAUUCCAGCCUACCUUCUGAAUACAGUUUGUCCUUUGAGGACUUUGGAGGCAAAGAGGAAAGAAGCACUUAUCCUCAGAAGAGGAGCUGCAGGCCCAAGGUUCCCCCCAAGCCAGUCUUCAAAGCUAACUGUCUACCUCCUAACAGCAACUCUGCAGGUGUGGCGAUUCAGUGUAAAACCUUAGUGAAGGAUCAGAUAAGACCCAUAAUGGUUGGUGCCUUUGAAAGCAAAACAUCUAAGAAACAGAUCUUUGGGAACAGUGAGAAGGAGGCAAGUAAGGUCAGAGAGGAACACAGCAGUGACUCGGGAAGUACCAUUAACCGGUCCCCAAACUGUACUGCAAUUUGUGUUGCAAGCACACAGAGACGAAUGACAAACAGUGACAGCAAAUACCCCAUGACACCGGAAACCCAUAAACAACAGGAGGGCAGCAGCAGUAUGUUCUUGUCAAAAACCCCUGGAAUCACACUCAAGCCUUGUACCAUCAAGGAUAAAAACAAGUCUUCCUUGAAGGCAUCUCUCUACCCUGAACUGGAAAUAUCCAAAGACACCAGAUGUGAAUCUCUGUUAGGGUUAGAGGAAACACCUGAAGAACGAACGAGGCUCAAAACAGGGGUUGAGGCAGACACUGGCGAGGAUAAUGAAAAGAACAAGGCAAAAUCUGUUAUACAUAAAGUAAGGGACGUCAGAAAGCUGGUAAAAAACACCUACAACCUGUCCUUCAAAGCCUCAAAUACCACUCUCCAUGUAAAGGAUGUAGUGCCUGAAAAACAGAAGGGAAUGCAACCAGAAAAUCCUCAUCCUUUGCAGAUUGAAUGCAAAGCUAUCAGCUGCAAAGGCAAGUCAGCAUCUUGCAAUAAAUCAACCACCCAACAAGAUAUAGCACAUACUACUGACAAAUCAAAGAUGCCACAAAUGGAUUCACCAAAACGAAAUGAUGAAGAUAUUACAAAAAUAACAGCCAAGGCUUCCUUGCCAAACAUUCAACAUUCUGAUGUGGAUUUGUUUGUUGGUUUGGAUAAACGUAACAGCAUAUCUCCAUCUGGUAAUUGUGAACAGAGUAAAAAACUAGAAAUGCCUUCAAGGCCAUCAAGUAAGGAAAUAUCAACAUUAGUAUUUCUGCAGGAUAGCACACCCAAGUCUGUGCAGAAGCCAACAAGCCCUGCUUCCCCUGAGGUAAAAACUGCUAACAGUAGCCAUUCUGUGUCAAUGCUACGAAAAGAAAAGGGGAUGCAAGCUGACAUUGGAGUUUGUGAUGUCCUGAGUGAAGGAGUGGGUGCUAAACCUAAGCAUAUCAACAGGCUAGAGGUCCCCUUACAGACCUAUGCAUCAGAGGGAACAUCAAGUGAAUCCCAGAAAGUGAAAAAAGAAGAUGCUGAUUUACCUCCUGAACAGAAUAUAUCCUUAAACAGUGGUCUACAGACAAGAGAAGGUAACUUGCAGGUUAGGAGUUCUCCAAAACUUAAGGAAGUGAGAGUACUUCCCAGUGGAAAAGAGGGAGAUAACCAGAGUCAAGGAGAUUUGUUACAACCUCCAAAAGAACAAGAGAUUGCAGUUGCUGCAUCAAGCAAGGCAGAGGUAAGAGCAUUUUCUAGUAACACAAAAAUUCAUGGAAUGCCAGUAACAUCAUCUAAAGAGAUCGAGUUACCCAUUCAAGUGAGGUCAAUAUCCAGUGACAGACCAAAACCAUCUGUACUGCCUAAACCGUGUUAUAAACAGCCAUUUGCAGAAAUUAGGUCAACAUCAACCGACUUUCCUAAAACAGACACCACUCCAACAGCACCUAUUUUAAAAGAGCAAACACAUUUAAAGAGUGAUGUUAAAAUAAUUGAGACAUCAGCUACAGUGAUACACAAUGAGCAAUCCACCAACACCGCAUCAAGCAAUACCAAAAUAUUAGCUGUGUCAGCUGUGUCCAGCCACAAACCUCAAACUAUCCCAACAACGUCAAGUUCUGCACAGAAAUCAACAGCCACAACAAGCAGACAAGAGGUAUCUAUCACUUCAGUGCAAAACUCCAGCAACCAGCAAAAGCAGAACAUUCAAGAACAGGUGACAGCAGCAACUUCUUAUGCAUCUAAUUAUCAAACCUUACCAAUUGUUUCACAAGCCAAUACUUACAUGCAGCCUACAGUGACAGCAUCAUCUAAUAACCAGUUACAAACAGAUAACUUUCACUUUCCUACAUCAGAUGAUCCACCCAGCUAUGACGAACGAGAAAGUUUUAGCCCCUUGCAUCUUUCUGAUUUGCCCCCAAGGAGGAAGAACAGAUACCAUCCUACUACCAAACAUUCUCUUUGCUCCUGUACAUCAUGUUCCCACCCUCAAUUUGGCCAGCCCUAUCAUGGCUCACAAAACCAGACACCACCAGCCCCUCAUUCACCAGGUCAGGUGAUUUCAUGUCCAGGAGUACCACCACAGGCCCAGGUCCGUCCUCAUCAGUGCAGACCAGAUGGCCAAGCCUCAAAUUACCCAUCUGUCUCACCGAAAACUACAGUACAACAGGCUCCGGCCAUGAUUCAGCCCAUCCACCACUCUCAUACCUGCCCUGCACCAGCCAUACAACCGUAUGGUAAUGAGCAACAGCAACCUUCUAUUCAACACAUGGACAGACAUUCAGGUAAUCAACGUUCACCACAAGUUCCAAGUGGCGCAACAUAUCGGGAACACAGUCGUUCACCUAAUAUAGCUCCUUUGGACCCUAGAUCCCAGUUUUUCAAUCCACAAGAACUACCACCAGCUUUUGGUCAUGAAUAUGGGAAUGAUGGUCCUGGGGGUGGAGGUGUAUUGUACCCAGAAAAUACAAGUGGGCUUGGAUAUGGCCAAAGCCCCCGUCGUGUACUUCUAGAUCCUGAAACUGGGAAGUAUUUCUACAUUGAAGUGCCCAUGCAGCCAGUGAGAAAAAUGCUGUUUGAUCCAGAAAUUGGCCAAUAUGUGGAAGUUCUCAUACCACAGCAGGCUAUGCCCAAUUCUAGUGUGUAUCCUCCAACUGCUGCUCCAUACCAGGGUCCAUACCAUGGUCAAGGGUUAUAUGCAUCCCAGUACCUCCCCUAUGCGAUGCCACCCCAUCCUCAGCCUGCCCAGCAGCCACGACAUCCAGAGCCCUCAGUUCCAACAUCACUCCAUCAAAACACCAUGGGAUAUGGAAGCUCAGGAAGCCAGGCACCAAAAUCAGAUGUAAAAGGACAUCCAUCGCUGGAUCAGAGUUAUUUAGAGAGCAUGUAUUACAUUCCUACCGGGAUGAAUGCAAGCCCAAAUUCUACCCCUUCAGACUGCUACCACAAACCAGCAACAAAUAUGCCUGCUACUGGUGGCAGGAGGGCAUGA
Messenger RNA from Neoarius graeffei (lesser salmon catfish), 4446 nucleotides. RefSeq names its product cardiac-enriched FHL2-interacting protein. NCBI's taxonomy places the organism in Eukaryota, Metazoa, Chordata, Actinopteri, Siluriformes, Ariidae. The coding region runs from base 1 to 4446 and encodes 1481 amino acids. The transcript has a single exon. The record is from RefSeq and is a predicted model, not a curated record. Gene Ontology annotation, cellular component: nucleoplasm.